GGCAUGCUCAGUACCACAGACAGCCUUCAGAAGGGUGAGAUUGGUAAAAAUGUCCAAGGACAAUGUCUCAGUAUCGUCUCCCUCGGGUCUCCUGCUAGGCUUUACUGCUGCUAUGCAGUGAUCAUCGUCCUCUUUGGAGCUGUGAUUGCACUUUCUGUGGCUUUAUCAUUGUCAGUAAGAAACCAAGAACAGGUCUCAAUCAAAAAUACCUAUGCUCCUUGCCGAAGAGACUGGAUUGGAUUUGGAAGUAAAUGUUUUUAUUUUUCUGAAGACACAAGUAACUGGACAUUCAGUCAGAAAUUCUGCGUGGAACUAAAGGCCCAGCUAGCUCGAUUUGACAACAUUGAAGAACUGAAUUUUCUGAGGAGAUACAAAGGGACCUUUGACUACUGGAUUGGCCUGUACAGAGAGUCACCAGAGCACCCUUGGAGGUGGAUGGACAACACAGAAUAUAACAGCUCGGUUCCCAUCCGAGGAAUGGAAAAACAUGCCUACCUGAACAACAAGUGGAUCAGCAGUGCCAGGAUCUAUGCAGACAUGAGAUGGAUCUGUAGCAUGCCCAACAGCUGUAUCCUGCAAUGUCAAAUUCCUUUUGCUUCUUUCUUGUCUUUGUCAAAAGAUGCUUUGUAACCUGUAUCAACAGUUGCUGCUCUAUCUGCUAUCUUCCAACACUGUUAUCAAAAGAAACUGAAUAUUUGUUGGCAUCACAACUAAAAAUCAUCUUGGAGAUCAGCAUAUAUAGGGGUUUUAAACAACAUUGAUGCUUUUAAAAUGGGUGUUGACACUUGUGUCUUAACCCUUAGUACAAUUAAUGCACUUUAUGCAUUUUUUUCUGUAAUUUGUUAAAUUUUGGAGGGUAUUUUAUGUAUUUUUUAUGUAAUUGUGUAGG
This is a messenger RNA of Microtus oregoni (creeping vole), 889 nucleotides long. Its product is annotated as C-type lectin domain family 2 member D11-like. Gene Ontology annotation, cellular component: external side of plasma membrane. Bases 4 to 630 code for a protein of 208 amino acids. The transcript is spliced from 5 exons. Lineage: Eukaryota; Metazoa; Chordata; Mammalia; Rodentia; Cricetidae. The record is from RefSeq and is a predicted model, not a curated record.